CUCUCCCUUCAGCCAUCCUGACGCUGAAGUUCUCUCCGUACCAGCGAGGGAUCUACUGUGAUGAUGAGAGCAUCAGCUACCCUUACAGGACAGACACCAUCUCCCACGGAGCCAUGGCCGCCGUCACCCUCACCUGCUCCAUCGUCAUAAUCACCACAGGUGAAGCGUACCUGGUUCACGCCAAGCGUCUCCACUCCAACUCCCAGUUCAACCAGUACCUGUCGGCCCUCUAUAAGGUGGUGGGCACCUACCUGUUUGGAGCAGCCGUCAGCCAAUCACUGACCGACCUGGCCAAGUUUACUAUCGGCCGUCCUCGGCCCAACUUCCUGUCCGUGUGUAACCCGGUCAGUUGCCAUGGUUACAUGCUGCAGAUCAACUGCACCGGCUACCACCGCAACGUCACCGAGUCCAGGUUGUCCUUCUACUCCGGCCACUCGUCCUUCGGGAUGUACUGCAUGCUCUUUCUCUCCCUGUACGUCCAGGCCCGUAUGCAGGGUAAAUGGACCCGUCUGGUGCGUCCCACCAUCCAGUUCUUCCUGGUCUCCUUCUCUCUCUACGUGGGCUACACCAGAGUCUCUGACUACAAACACCACUGGAGCGACGUGGUGGUGGGGCUGCUGCAGGGGGCGCUCAUCGCCGUGCUCACCGUCCGUUAUCAGUCCGACUUCUUUAAGCAGCGUCCUCCUCACUGCACGGCCAAAGAACCAGCAGAGAUCGAACAUCUGGAGCGUAAACCCAGUCCUCAGCCUCCAGACUCCCAGCACGGAAACCACUACAACUACCCCAGACAAGUAUGAGCUCCUCCUCCUCCCAGCAGCUCCUCCUCCUCCUCCUAACCUGGCCUCCUCCUCCUCUAACAGCAGCUCCGUUACCACAGGGACUGAAACAGAACAAACCACUAAAUCCAGACUAGACCUGCUCCAAACAACUUUCACCGCUAUAAAAACUCAGAUUCCCUAAAACCUGUUGGAACAGAAGCUGUGUGUGUUAGUCAGGGUGUGUGUGCUGCAGAAAUAUGUGUGAGUGUGUUUUUGUGUACAUGUGUAGCGUGUUUGAGAGUGUGCAAUUAUAUGUGUAUGCAGUGAUGUAAUGUGAUGUAUUUUUAUGAUCUUUUCUGUUUUUAGUGAAGCGUUUCCUGUUUGUGGGGGAGAUUUUAUGCUGAAAAGUGAGCAAAGACUGUAAAA
This is a messenger RNA of Centropristis striata (black sea bass), 1184 nucleotides long. Its product is annotated as phospholipid phosphatase 2-like. The transcript is spliced from 5 exons. NCBI's taxonomy places the organism in Eukaryota, Metazoa, Chordata, Actinopteri, Perciformes, Serranidae. The coding region runs from base 114 to 797 and encodes 227 amino acids. Gene Ontology annotation, molecular function: phosphatidate phosphatase activity. The record is from RefSeq and is a predicted model, not a curated record. Gene Ontology annotation, biological process: signal transduction; phospholipid dephosphorylation; phospholipid metabolic process.